CGGCAAGAAGAGGAAGUGAAUGAAUGCUACAAAAAUGUCGCUAACAAAUUGGGUGACAGCUAGGCUCUCCUCCUCAUUCUCGUCGCCUCUUCUAUCUCCCAACCACCACUCGGCUUCGAUAAAUCGUCUCUCCAAUUCGCUCCCUCUCCGACUCCGAACGAGGAGGAGCUGUUCUCCUAUAUCUAUCAGCCGCCGCCUCUACUCAUCUACGGCCGCUAUGGGAGACUCUCCUGCCGAUGCCGGGAUGGACGCUGUCCAGAGGCGUCUCAUGUUCGAGGACGAGUGCAUAUUGGUGGAUGAAAAUGAUCGUGUUGUUGGCCAUGAUACCAAAUACAAUUGUCACUUGAUGCAAAAGAUUGAAUCUGAGAAUUUGCUCCACAGAGCUUUCAGUGUGUUCCUGUUCAACUCUAAGUAUGAGCUACUCCUUCAGCAAAGGUCAGCAACAAAGGUAACGUUCCCUCUGGUGUGGACAAAUACUUGCUGCAGCCAUCCGCUGUACCGAGAAUCUGAGCUCAUUGAAGAUAAUUACCUUGGGGUAAGAAAUGCUGCACAAAGGAAGCUUCUGGAUGAACUGGGUAUUCCUGCUGAAGAUGUGCCUGUUGAUCAGUUCUUCCCACUGGGUCGCAUGCUGUACAAGGCAGCAUCUGAUGGGAAGUGGGGCGAGCAUGAACUUGACUACCUACUCUUCAUUGUUCGAGAUGUUAAUGUGAACCCGAACCCUGAUGAAGUUGCUGACAUCAAAUAUGUGAACCGAGAGCAGCUGAAAGAACUGCUGCAGAAAGCAGAUGCUGGUGAGGGAGGCCUGAAGCUGUCCCCAUGGUUCAGGCUAGUGGUUGACAAUUUCUUGUUCAAGUGGUGGGAUCAUGUGGAGAAAGGCACCCUGGCAGAAGUCGCUGAUAUGAAAACCAUUCACAAACUGACUUAAAAGUCAGCUCUCGCCCAAUAUUGUGGCUGGGUCAUGAAUACUGCUGUCUUGCUGUUUGAACAAAGUUGUUCUUCCGAAAUGAAAACUUGCUGUUCCCCUGCUGGUUUAGCCCAAAAAAAAAAAAAAGAAAAAAAGAAAAAGAAAACUCGUUGCUGUUACUAAGUUCUGUUUUGAUGCCUAAAAAAUGUGGCAUGGUGGUUUAGCUUCUCUUACUUGGAAUUAGAAGACUUGAGCUACAGUGUAUUUUGACAUGAGAAGCUAAACAAAAAGAAACUUUGUCAGCAUAUGCAGCGCUCUCUCAAGCCUUGUAAUGGUAAUUAAGAUGCAUGGUUGUUUUGUGAUGGGAAGAUUAUGGCUUUUUAA
Diospyros lotus (date-plum) is the source of this 1288-nucleotide messenger RNA. Its product is annotated as isopentenyl-diphosphate Delta-isomerase I. Gene Ontology annotation, cellular component: cytoplasm. The transcript has 6 exons. Gene Ontology annotation, biological process: isoprenoid biosynthetic process; isopentenyl diphosphate biosynthetic process. The record is from RefSeq and is a predicted model, not a curated record. Gene Ontology annotation, molecular function: isopentenyl-diphosphate delta-isomerase activity. NCBI's taxonomy places the organism in Eukaryota, Viridiplantae, Streptophyta, Magnoliopsida, Ericales, Ebenaceae. Bases 20 to 925 code for a protein of 301 amino acids.